AUGCUCAAGCUAUGGGCUGCAGCUCUACCAGAGGAAACUCGAAUGGACCUCAGCGGCAUCUCCUGCCUCACAGACGCUGCUCUCACUCGCCUCGCCUCAUUGCAAUCCCUCAAAACUAUCAACCUCAGAGGCUCCUCCGGCUUCACAGCAGCAGGGAUGAGGAAGCUGUACUCCCUCACAGGCCUGCGUUGUUUGGAGCAGGGUUCUGCUGCCACAACGGAUGCUGGUCUGGAAGGUGUGACUGACUCCGGCUUGAAGUACCUGAGCAAUAUGAAAAGCUUGGAGAGGCUUUCACUGAAGAAUGCCAGCAUCACAGCAGCAGGCAUGAAGUGGCUCACGGGUCUCACGUCCCUGCAGAAGGUUGGGACUUUGUCGAGCGAGAUUAAGGAAUUCAUAAGGGACACUCUCCCUUGGGCAAUCGCCACAUCAGGUCACAUCGAUGCUUGA
Molecule: messenger RNA, 447 nt
Organism: Closterium sp. NIES-65
Lineage: Eukaryota; Viridiplantae; Streptophyta; Zygnematophyceae; Desmidiales; Closteriaceae
Source: the annotation of a GenBank genome assembly